AUGGGGAGCUCCAGAUUGGCACCCUUGCUCCUGCCUCUCCUCCUGCUCCUUAGCCAAUCUGUGACUGCUGAGGUUGGCUGUCCCUACCUGCCACACUGGACCAGCCGCUGUCUACUGGCCUCCUAUGUGGAUAAGAGUUCCGCUGGCCUUCAGUGGGGCUGGUUGCCUCUCUUGAUGAAGAAAUCUAAAAGUCCUCCUAAGUUUGAAUUCUACUGGAGGUGCAGGACUCCAGCAUCCUCCCAGAGGAAGCUGCUGGGCAGCCUUUCCCCGUCUCAGGAAGGCCAUCACAUUUCCAACCCCUUCCCAGCCAUCUCCGACAGAGGACCACGCUCCAAAAGGACCCAGCCUUCAGAUGCAGAAGGGGCAGAACAUCUUCCUGGAGCAGGUUCACAGGAACGUGGAGGACCUGAAUUCUCCUUUGAUUUGCUGCCCGAGGCACAGGCUAUUCGGGUGGCCGUUCCUCCAGGCCCAGAGGCUAGUGUGCGUCUUUGUUACCAGUGGGCACUGGAAUGCGAAGACAUGAGCAGUCCCUUUGAUACCCAGAAAAUUGUGUCUGGGGGCCACACUGCAGACCUGCCUUAUGAAUUCCUCCUGCCCUGCAUGUGCAUAGAGGCCUCCUACCUGCAAGAGGACACUGUGAGGCGCAAAAAGUGUCCCUUCCAGAGCUGGCCUGAAGCCUAUGGCUCGGACUUCUGGAAGUCAGUACACUUCACUGACUACAGCCGGCAUGAUCAGAUGGUCAUGGCUCUGACACUCCGCUGCCCACUGAAACUGGAGGCCUCCCUCUGCCAGAGACAGGACCCACUCAUGCCCUGUGAAACCCUCCCCAAUGCCACAGCACAGGAAUCAGAAGGAUGGUAUGUCCUGGAGAAUGUGGACCUGCACCCCCAGCUCUGCUUUAAGUUUUCUUUUGAAAACAGCAGCCAUAUUGAGUGUCCCCACCAGAGCGGGUCUCUCCCAUCCUGGACUGUGAGCAUGGCUACCGAGGGCCAACAACUGACCCUGCACUUUUCCUCGAGGACGUAUGCUUCCUUCAGCGCUGUCUGGAGUACCCCAGGCUUGGGGCUGGAUCCCCUGAUGCCUACUGUGUAUAGCGUCAGCCAGACCCAGGGCUCAGUCCCAGCAACUUUAGAUCUCAUCAUUCCCUUCUUGAGACCGGGGAGCUGCAUCCUGGUGUGGAGGUCAGAUGUCCAGUUUGCCUGGAAGCACCUUUUGUGUCCUGAUGUCUCUCAUAGGCACUUGGGGCUCUUGAUCCUGGCACUGCUGGGCCUCACCACUCUCCUGGGCGUAGUUCUGAGCCUCCUCUGUCGGCGCCUACUGCCAGGCCCAGGCCAAGCGCGGCCAAUUUUACUACUGCACGCAGCGGACUCAGAGGCACAGCGGCGUCUGGUGGGAGCGUUGGCCGAACUGCUGCGGACCGCGCUGGGCGGCGGGCGCGACGUCAUCGUGGAUCUCUGGGAGGGGACGCAUGUGGCACGCAUUGGACCACUGCCAUGGCUCUGGGCGGCGCGGGAGCGCGUGGCGCGGGAGCAGGGCACGGUGCUGCUGCUGUGGAACUGUGCAGGCCCCAGCCCCGCCGGCAGCAGCGGCGACCCACACACCGCGUCCCUUCGCACCUUGCUCUGCGCUGCCCCAAGCCGGCUGCUGCUUGCCUACUUCAGUCGCCUCUGCGCCAAAGGCGACAUCCCCCGGCCUCUGCGCACUCUGCCACGCUACCGCCUGCUUCAUGACCUGCCGCGCCUGCUGAGGGCUCUGGAUGCUCGGCCUGCCACCCUAGCCACCAGCUGGAGUCACCUUGGGGCGAAGCAGUGCUUGAAAAACCGCCUAGAGCUGUGUCACCGGCUAGAACUCGAGGCCAAAGUUGACCACCAAGGCUCAACCGAUCAUCCCUGCGGUUCCAGUUGUCUGUAGCCUCAGCCUAUGGAGCAACAGCUGGAACUCCAGAAUGAGGCCUCAAGCUUGUACUCUUGGGGUGCUUCUUGCCCCCACCAAAUUGUAAGACUCACCCUAGGCCCCAAGCUUGCCCAGGUUUCCUCUCACACAUGCUUCCUCUCAGAGUCCCUGAGAGAAAACUGGGCUUUCUUGAUAGCUCCUCAGCCCUUUCUGAGGAGGAGGGGCCGUUUUUCCAUUUCUUUUUGGAAACUGCAAAGACAGCACCUGCACCAAGCAUUCUAGUCCAGGCUGGGGAGAGCUGGGCCAGGGUUGGGAAGCAGGCUCUGUCUGUCAAGGUCUUGAAGGUGGUUCUGCUCAGCAGAGUUAAGAGAAACCCCUUGUAAGCAAGGGGUCAGUCACCCUUUCCCAGAAGGGAGGCCCUAUCCAGGGGUAGUUUGAUUUUUUUGUUUGUUUUAUUUCGUGUUUGUUUGUUUGAGAUAGACACUGUGGAGCCCUGGAUAGCCCGGGACAAAGAGAGAUCUCCCUGUCUCUGCCUCUUGAAUGCUGGGAUUAAAGGCCUGAGCCACCACAAUUGGUGAGAGAGAGGAUUUCGUUCACCCAGAAAGAUGAAUAAAAGCGAACCAAGUAGAUAAAUUAAGGAACACAGUGUGCUGCUCUUGUGUGCCUGGGCCUGCCCCAGGCUUGUUCUAGGACAGCUCACCAGCUCAAGUCCUCUCACUCAUAAUGUCAUCUGUGGCCUCGUUCCCACAAGCUGUGCCUGUGGAAGCCAAGGAGGGCCCAGUACCUCCUGGACCCUUUCCUCGAUGUGAUUCUUCUGAGAGCAAAGGAAAACCCAGAGCUCAGCAAGGCACGCACCAUGUGUAUCCCUACUCCUCCAGUCCCAACCACAUCACGGCAGAACCCCUGCUGAGUUCUGGGUCUCCCAGGCCCUGCCUGCCCCUCCAUUCCCCUUGAACCUAGGCCAGGCAGUGGGGCGAAGCCCACUUCAGAGCUGCUGUUUCCCCGAGGGUGGUUGGUUGUCACUGAGGUCCAGGAAGUGUAUGAAGACCCUAGGUAUCUGGUAAAGGGAACCCAGUGGGCCAGUGGAUCCCUGGGUCAUACAAGAAGUGGAACCGCCCGAGAUGCUACAAGCCGGGCAGGGGUCUUCUCAAUCAUAGUCUCUGUUUUGGGUGAGAUCUGGGAUAAGAGUUACCUUACUCAGCUAGACUCCAGCUGUGCCGCCUGCCCAGGGCUCCUCCCAGCCAGGUGUCAGCCA
Molecule: messenger RNA, 3148 nt
Organism: Onychomys torridus (southern grasshopper mouse)
Lineage: Eukaryota; Metazoa; Chordata; Mammalia; Rodentia; Cricetidae
Gene: Il17re
Product: interleukin 17 receptor E
Exons: 15
Coding region: 1-1911 (636 amino acids)
Molecular function (GO): interleukin-17 receptor activity
Source: RefSeq, a predicted model, not a curated record